AUGGAAAUAGAAGAAGGAUCAGAGAGGAGAAAGUGGAAAUGGACGAAAACGAGAACAACAUUAAUGGUGGAACUGAAGAAGAUGAGUAGUAUAGCAGGACCAAUGGUGGCGACAAGUGUGCUGCAAUAUCUUCUGCAAGUAGUUUCAGUGAUGAUGGUUGGACAUCUCAGCCAGCUUUCUCUUUCAAGUGUUGCUAUUGCUACAUCCCUCACUAAUGUUUCUGGAUUUAGUAUUCUCUCAGGGAUGGCUGGUGGAAUGGAAACUUUAUGUGGUCAAGCUUUUGGAGCUGAACAAUUUGAAAAAAUGGGAAUAUAUACCUAUACUGCAGUCAUAUCCCUAGCCAUGGUUUGUGCUCCAAUAACCAUUUUAUGGAUUUUCCUUGAUAAAAUCUUGAUUCUCAUAGGCCAAGACACCGCAAUCUCCAUUGAAGCUCGUACAUAUGCUCUUUGGCUGAUACCAGCACUAUUUGGCUCAGCAAUUCUCAAACCCCUAACACGUUUUUUCCAGACACAAAGUAUCAUUUCUCCUAUGAUUAUAAGCUCCUUAAUAGUUUUGUGCUUCCAUGGAGUAACCUCUUGGGUCUUGGUAUUUAAAUUGGCAUUGGGAUCUGUUGGCACGGCAAUAGCCUUCAGCUUAGGAACCUGGUUGAAUGUGGUAAUACUUUUGUGCUUCGUCAAGUAUUCUUCUGCUUGUGAGAGAACACGUGUGCCAUUUUCGAAGAAAGUUUUCGUUGGAUUUAGAGAAUUCUUUGCCCUUGCUGUUCCUUCUGCUGCUAUGGUUUGUCUCAAAUGGUGGGCAUGUGAAGUGUUUGUUUUGCUUGCUGGACUUUUUCCCAAUCCCAAGUUGGAGACAUCAGUUCUCUCUAUAUGUUUGACGAUCUCUACACUGCACUUCACCAUUGCUUAUGGACUUGGGGCUGCUACUAGCACACGAGUUUCAAAUGAAUUAGGAGCAGGAAAUCCAAAAGCAGUUCGUUUUUCUGUUUCUACGGCUACGAUCCUUGCAGUUACAGAAGCUCUUGUUGUCGUCAUAAUCCUGUUUGGCUGCAGAUAUAUCUUGGGUUAUGCCUAUACCCAUGACAGUAUGGUUGUUCAUUAUGUGGCUGUUAUGACCCCUUUUCUAUGUGCAUCAAUAUUUACCGAUAGCUUGCAAGCUGUUAUUUCAGGGGCUGCUAAAGGAAGUGGGUGGCAACUUGUUGGAGCCUAUGUGAAUCUUGGAGCAUUUUAUUUAGUAGGAAUUCCUGUAGGUGCAGUACUAGGCUUCCUUGUACAUUUCAAAGCAAAGGGCCUAUGGAUAGGAAUAGUCUGUGGCUCCAUCGUGCAAACAAUUUGCCUUUCUAUUAUUACUUCUCGUACAGAUUGGAAAAAACAGGCAAAACUGGCAAGGGAGAGAGUAUUAGAUGAUGCACUACUUAGGAUGGAUGUGUAA
Vicia faba (fava bean) is the source of this 1428-nucleotide messenger RNA. Lineage: Eukaryota; Viridiplantae; Streptophyta; Magnoliopsida; Fabales; Fabaceae. The record is from the annotation of a GenBank genome assembly.